Molecule: messenger RNA, 1957 nt
Organism: Struthio camelus australis
Lineage: Eukaryota; Metazoa; Chordata; Aves; Struthioniformes; Struthionidae
Source: RefSeq, a predicted model, not a curated record
CCGGUGCCAUUUGUCCUCAGUUGCUGGUGGCAUUUUUAACCCCCCCCACAGGCUGCAAACCCCAAUGGGAGCAGCUAGAAAUGGCAAAACAGCGCUGCUGGACCCAGCUGGGGUGGGAAAGCGGGGGGGGCGGUUUGGGCGACGAGAUUUUAUAUUUUGCACCCCAUGUGGGCCCUGCGCGAGAACCUGUGAGCGCGGAGCACAGCUCGUCCCCGCUCUGGCAGAUCUACUUUUUGCUGAGCACUGCCAUAAACAACGUCGUGCUGGUCGUCCUCUUCUUUGAGGUCCUGCUCAACUGGUACAGAGGUUUCUGGCUCUACUGGAAGGAUGGCUGGAACAUCUUCAACUUUUUCAUCAUGGUCUACCUGCUCAUCGGGCCCCUCAUCCCCCAGCUCAAUGACCAGAAGAUUUUCCACAUCCUGAGGGUGAUGAGGCUGCUGCAGGUCUGCAUGCUGGUCAAGGGGCUGGCGAGGAUGAUUCGGGUGAUCUUCAAGGCCAUCCCCAACCUACUCAACAUCAUGUUCCUGCUCUUUAUCCUCAUGCUGGUCUUCUCAAUGCUUGGUGUCAUCCUCUUUGGCAACAUUGUCCCAGCCCACUUUGGCAACCUGGGGAAGGCCCUGUAUUCGCUCUUUGUCUGCAUCACACAGGAUGGCUGGCUGAACAUCUACCAGGCCUUCGAGAAAGAAGGGCACGCUGUGAAAAUAGGAGGUGCCAUUUACUUCCUAAUCUUCCUCACGGGCGGGACCUUCAUCUGUGCCAACCUGCUGGUGGCCGUGGUGAUGUCGAGUCUGGAGGAAUCUUUGAUCGCCCAUGAAAAGGAGGAGGAGAAGGAGCGGGUGGCCAGCCUGGCUGCUCAGCCCAGCCUGGAGCUGGUCAGCAGGGAUGUUGGCAUGGACUCUGAGCUCAGCCUGACACACCCGAAAGCAGUGAUGUGGGACAAGGCCUCUGUGCACAACUUCCAGGAGCCGUUCACCUACAACAGCCUGGUCAACAUGAGAAAGAAGGCCUUUGAUGAUUUCUGUCCCCUCUUGCAAUCUAUCCAGGAGAACCUCAGACACUACAAGGAGAUCCGUGAAGAGCUCAACACGAUAGUCGAGGAGGUGAGGUCCAUUGAAUUCAACCACGCACAAGAGCAAGACCUGAUUCUGCGGAACCUCCUGAAUAGCUUGGAUAACCCUCAGUCCAGCCAUCGGCAAACGUGAUUGACCCCGAGGACAUGCAGGACAGGCUGUGCCGCAAAGGGGCCGUGAAGACGGGCUGGCUGAGAGCCCCACGCCAGGUGUACCAGCCUGCACCCUUCCCGCCGUAGCCACCCCGAGCCGCUGGGGAGCACGGUGCAGACCUGUCCCCAGCCCAGAGCGCACAGCCCGGAGGACAGGACGUGACGGUGUAGGAAAGGAGAAGAGGUGCCCAGCUCCAAGGGCAGCAUGUCCUUCUGUCCCAGGCCCCCCGUGUGAGAUGCCAGGAUGGAUGGAGGAUGCAGAACGGCACCAGGGCAGGUUGGGCUUUUGCUUGCAGAGGGGCACAAUCCCCUUUCCGGCAGCAGGCAAUGACGUAGCGACCUGUGUCCCAGAGGAGGCUGGGAGAGGAUCAGAGAAGGCAAAUCCAUCGCCCUGUCCUGAGAGAUGUCCCUGGCUGCUGAGCCUUUCUCCAGGACAGCCUGGCUGGACACUGCAAGCUCCCUCCCUGCUGGGACGUAGCGGGGCGAUUAGGGUGAAAACGUAGAGCUUUGGGAUCUUGGGGCCAAACCCUCUCAUGCCCGAGUCGCUCUCGAGCCCGCUGCCCGUCGCGCAGCUCCGUCCCUGGCUGCGGAGGGCGUUUGCUGCCAGACAGGAUUUGAGUAGAGGGCUCCGAACUGUUUUUCUCCCAAACGGAUGCAAACCCCAGCUGGCCCUGACAGUAACCCUGCAGUUCUCCACAACCUACCGGACAUCAGAUAAAUUUGGGUGUGUGUGUG